Molecule: messenger RNA, 2054 nt
Organism: Pantherophis guttatus
Lineage: Eukaryota; Metazoa; Chordata; Lepidosauria; Squamata; Colubridae
Gene: ACAD9
Product: acyl-CoA dehydrogenase family member 9
Molecular function (GO): flavin adenine dinucleotide binding; acyl-CoA dehydrogenase activity
Source: RefSeq, a predicted model, not a curated record
GGUCGUUUCCUCGCCGUCGGUGCCAAGAGAAGGAGCUGCUUGCUGGAGACAUGAGUGGGCUCGCUUUGCUUUUGCGAGCGGCGCGAACGGCGCUCCCACCCGGGGCCAGGCUGUUUCGCACCGGCUGCCCUCGGCCCGCUUUUGUUAAGGAGCUUUUCCUGGGGAACUUCCAAGAGAAGGAAGUUUUUCCUUAUCCUGAAAUUAAUAAUGAAGAAUUGCAAGAAAUCAAUGACUUCGUAGCGCCAGUGGAAAAAUUCUUCAGGGAAGAAGUGGAUUCUAAGAAAAUUGAUCAAGAUGCUAAAAUUCCACAAGAAACUCUUAAUGGGCUGAAAAGUCUGGGCCUUUUUGGCAUACAGAUACCAGAGGAAUAUGGUGGCCUUGGCCUUUCAAAUACAAUGUAUGCCCGUCUAGGAGAAAUAACUUCUCAAGAUGGAUCCAUUGCCGUAACUUUGGCAGCUCAUCAGGCUAUAGGGCUAAAGGGGCUCCUGAUUGCAGGCACUGAGGAACAGAAGAAAAAGUAUCUACCUAAACUGGCUUCUGGACAGCACAUUGCAGCAUUUUGCCUCACAGAACCAGGAAGUGGAAGUGAUGCCGCAUCCAUUCAGACCAGAGCCACUUUGAGUGAAGAUGGAAAGCAUUACCUGUUAAAUGGUUCAAAGAUAUGGAUAUCCAAUGGUGGUAUUGCAGAUAUCUUUACUGUGUUUGCAAAAACUGAGGUGGUUGAUGAAGAUGGUGCAUUCAAAGACAAAAUUACUGCUUUUAUUGUAGAAAGAGCUUUUGGUGGAAUCACUAAUGGAAAAGCAGAGGAUAAACUGGGGAUACGUGGAUCUAAUACUUGUGAAGUUCACUUUGAAAAUACAAAAAUUCCUAUAGAGAACGUUAUUGGAGAAGUUGGAGGAGGGUUUAAGGUUGCAAUGAAUAUUCUAAACAGUGGAAGAUUUAGCAUGGGCAGUGCUUCUGCUGGAAUGCUUAAGAAACUGAUUGAGAUGACUGCAGAGUAUGCUUGCACAAGAAAACAAUUCAAUAAGAAGCUGAGUGAAUUUGGAUUAAUUCAGGAGAAAUUUGCCCUUAUGGCUAGGAACGCUUAUGUAAUGGAAAGCAUGGCCUAUCUCACUGCAGGAAUGAUGGACAGGCCAGGAAUCCCAGAUUGUUCUGUUGAAGCUGCCAUUGUUAAAGUGUUCAGUUCAGAAGGUUCUUGGGUUUGUGUGAGUGAAGCACUGCAGAUUCUUGGAGGCCUUGGCUACAUAAAAGACUAUCCGUAUGAACGCUAUCUCCGGGAUUGUAGGAUACUUAUGAUUUUUGAGGGAACAAAUGAAGUUUUGAGGAUGUAUAUUGCUUUGACCGGCAUACAAUAUGCAGGCAAAAUCUUAACUGAAAAAAUAAGAGAAUUCAAGAAAAGGAACGCAAAAGUGAUGUGGAAUGUGGUUGUGAGCAGGCUGUUUGGCAGCAAGCCUCCAAGCAUAGGACUAAUUGGACAUGGGGGAGUAGUUCAUCCCAGUCUCAAAGAAAGUGUUGAGAAACUUGAACAAAAUGUCUUUGAGUUUGGAAAGACAGUUGAAAAUUUACUAACGAGGUUUGGCAAGACUAUUGUGGAUGAGCAGAUGGUUCUUAAAAAAGUGGCAAACAUUGUCAUUAAUAUAUAUGCAAUGACUGCAGUCAUAUCCAGGGCUAGCCGAUCUAUCUGCAUUGGUUUGAGUAAUCAUGAUCACGAGGUGCUGCUUGCAAAUAUUUUCUGCACAGAAGCUUGUUUUGAGAAUAAUUACACAAUAGUAUCAUUACAAAAAGAUUCUCCUGAAAACCUGGAUGACAGCAUUAAAAAAGUGGCAGAUCAGGUGCUGGAAAAAAGAACCUACAUUUGUUCGCACCCCCUAAAUAGGACUUUCUGAAAGCUGAAAAAUAUUACUAGAGCCAGAGAACAUAGUAACUGAAUGUAUUCCAACUGGAUCCUUGGGUAUGUUCUUAGAUCUGAGGAAAAAUGCAUGACUAAUAACAUGUACGGUUUCAUAUUUUACAGUGCAAUUUUAUAAAAUACAAUAAAGUAAUAAAUUACAUAA